CCAAUGUAACUCAAAAUGUGUCUGCUCUUCUCCAGUUCCUGUAAUGCAUUGCCUACUCCGAGAGUAAAGCAGGGCGUAUGUAGGAAGGCCACAGUUGGUUCAAAUAAACAAAAAAUAAAAAGGUGCACUUGUACUAUCUAUAAUCCAUGCUGCAAGGGUAACCAUGGUGAUGUUAAAGGAACACAAACAUCUUAUCAGAUCAACCCUCGAUCCGGUGUCCCCCUUUCUACAAUGAGGCAUAUGCAGUGUGCAACCCGGGCCACCUCAGUUUGUGGCAGCGGGGUAAAGCAGAUCAUUGCCAAGGGACAUCCGCAUACCCGGGUUGUUGGAGCGCGCAAGGCGCGAAUCCCUGAGAGAGAGGUGCCAGCAGCCAAACCCAAGAUGGUGCGCAUUACCCAUCUAAAUCUGCAGCCCCAGGAGCGCCAGGCCUUUUACAGGCUCCUAGAAAAUGAGCUGAUUCAGGAAUUUCUUUCUAUGGACUCAUGCCUAAAGAUUUCAGACAAGUAUCUUAUAGCAAUGGUUCUAGCAUAUUUUAAGCGGGCAGGCCUCUACACCAGCGAGUACACAGCUAUGAAUUUCUUUGUUGCCCUGUAUUUAGCUAAUGACAUGGAGGAAGAUGAAGAGGACUUUAAAUAUGAAAUCUUCCCAUGGGCACUAGGAGACUCAUGGCGUGAGAUUUUCCCUCAAUUUCUGCGUCUCAGGGACAACUUCUGGGCUAAAAUGAACUACCGAGCCGUUGUUAGCCGAAAAUGCUGUGAUGAGGUAAUGUCAAAAGAUCCCACUCAUUGGGCCUGGCUCAGAAACCGUCCUGUUCAUCACAGUGGGGCCUUACGUGGGUACCUCAGGAAUGAGGAUGAUUUUUUCCCCCGGGGUCCAGGCCUUACACCAGCCAGCUGUGCACUUUGCCAUAAAGCAGGAGUCUGCGACUCUGGUGGCAUCGCCAACAACUCCUCUCCAGAACAGGAGAUUUUUCACUACACAAAUGGGGAGUGGUCCCAGGAACUUCUCAUCUUGCCACCUGAACUGCUACUGGAUCCUGAAUCGACCUAUGACAUCCACCUUCUCCAGGAACCAUUGGUUGGAUUAGAGUCAGAUGGGACAGCCUUGGAAUGGCACCACCUUUAGUACCCUCUUCACUGCUUCAUUCUUCCUCCAAUUACAUGGGCUCAAAAAGCACUUAAGCCUCUUAGCACUUUUCAAUGUCUUUUUAGACUGAUGUAUUAAAUAGAGGUGAACAUUUCUACAAAAUGAAGGAUACUACCGUGAAGUGUUUGGGUCUGUUUAAACUGUUGCUAUUGUCCUUUCAGUUGCCUUGUAAAUAAGUAUAUAACUAUGCUCUGUGCUGGUCACUAAUAAAGAUCAGGUAUAAUCACUUUCACGUGUAAUUCAAUAUUGGUACAUACUGCACUCAAUGUAAAUGGUUGUAGAAAUCUAAUGCAGCUCUCCUCAAUAGUAAGCUAGUCAUCACUGUACCGCUUUGCUUAAUUGCACGUUCUUGGAAAUAGUUUGCACAAAAAUAUUCUGCAGAUCAGACUAGCUUGGUUUGCUGUCAUUUUGCAAAAAGAUUGGUUGUAACAGUUCCUGUUUAAUGUAUGAAUGCAAAUAAAUUAUGCCUGAAACUGG
Xenopus tropicalis (tropical clawed frog) is the source of this 1623-nucleotide messenger RNA. It is a transcript of the gene spdyc, whose product is annotated as speedy/RINGO cell cycle regulator family member C. NCBI's taxonomy places the organism in Eukaryota, Metazoa, Chordata, Amphibia, Anura, Pipidae. The coding region runs from base 16 to 1125 and encodes 369 amino acids. The transcript has 7 exons. The record is from RefSeq and is a predicted model, not a curated record. Gene Ontology annotation, molecular function: protein kinase binding.